Molecule: messenger RNA, 6733 nt
Organism: Dromiciops gliroides (monito del monte)
Lineage: Eukaryota; Metazoa; Chordata; Mammalia; Microbiotheria; Microbiotheriidae
Gene: ATAD5
Product: ATPase family AAA domain containing 5
Exons: 23
Coding region: 55-4881 (1608 amino acids)
Cellular component (GO): nucleus
Molecular function (GO): DNA binding; ATP hydrolysis activity; ATP binding
Source: RefSeq, a predicted model, not a curated record
CCCGGCCCCGCCCGCGCCUGAGGGCCUGGUAGCCCCGGAGCCGAGCCGGGGACCAUGGUCGGGGUGCUGGCCGUGGCCGCGGCCGCGGGUCCGCCGCGAGCGCCCGGGAAGGACUUGGACAUCCAGCCAUGCAAGAAGCAAAGGAAAGAAGAUGAUGGAUCUUCCUGUAAAACCAUUACUGAAUAUAUGUCACCAAUAAGGAAGACUGGGGACAAAGUUUUCUCCCCACCCAAAUCUAAUAACAUCUUGGAUUAUUUUAAAAGGACUUCACCCAUAAAUGAAAAGCCUUCUGUGGCUAAAGAGUGUAAAACACAGUCAUCUAAACCAUUGCAUGUUGAUGAUAGCAAAGAAUGGAACCCACCUUUGAACAGUCCUUCCCAUGUAGAGCCUAAGUCACGGGGAAAGAGAAUUAAUUUAUCUCAACAACUGGAUGAUAUUAAAAAUUUGGAAAAUGAACCCAUAAUAAUUAGUAGUGAUGACAGCAGAGAAGAAAUGAGCUUAAAUAAUGUUUUUGUGGGCAGUGAAAGUGAUACUUCUGCUUUACUUACUCAGAAAAAUGUAGAGCCCUUCUCAGAAGGUAGUUACCGUAACAGAAAGCAGUCAAGCACAAUAUCCUCCCAAAAAGACCGAAAGAAAGCAAACACUGAACAAAGUGCUACAAAAAACGACUAUAAAAAGUUAAGGAAAAGGAAACACAAAGAUGAUAAAGGCCCAACUAGAAAUUUAUCAUUAGGAAAAGAAUCUGGCCAACAAUCCAGAAAAGAGCCCAAGGACAAUAAGCAAGGAACUGAUGAAGUUGUGGAUCCUGUAAGUGAUUCCAGCCCUGGGGUUCAUGUGUCUGAAACAGCCCCGGUAAAUGAGAAGACAGUAACUGUGUCCUAUGAAGAAUUUUUAAGAAGUCAGGAAGAAAACACAGUGGAACACAUAGGAGGAUCAAAAACGUUAACUUGUAGUCCUGAUACUGCUGAUGAAGGGGAUCAAAGCGGUAACACUGGUGAUCCUGAAACCUGUGAAAGUUCCCAGCCCCUGCCCCUUAAAACAGUGACUGUUCUAGCACAAAUCCAUGCUAUGCCACCAAAGCCUACUUCAAGGAUAAAGGAGAAAAGGGCUAUGAAAAUACCAUCAAUUUUCUUGAAACAAAAGGAGAGUGAGAUUGGAAAUAAUCUUCCUGAGUCUGAAAAUGAACAGACAGUUCAGAAAAGAAAAUCCAAUGUUGUCAUAGCAGAGGAAGAAUUAGAAUUGGCUGUGUUAGAUGCCGGAGGCCCUGACGCCAUAAAACCAAAAUGUACUGUGGAAGAAAGACAACAGUUCAUGAAUGCUUUUAGGCAACCUUCACUUGAAACUAUUAAAAAUGGAGUCGAGAAACCCUUGGAAAGACAGAAAGAUGCUCAGGAAAAAUCCUCAAAAGAGGAAGAAGGCAAAGAUCUCUCAGUUAAAGUAACAGAAUGUCCUAAAAUGCAGAAAGAUUCAAAUAAUGACAGUUCACAGCCUUGUAAUCCUAAAAGAAACCCGGCCAAAGGAAAGAGGGAAAAGCUUCAGAAAAAGGAUGAGAGAAGAUUGCCUACUCAGGAUGCUACUAAGGAAGAAAGUACUUCAUGUGAUGUAAAUAUUAAGCAAAGUCCAAGUAGCAUCAGAAGAAGUUUGAGACAAAAGAAAACUGAAGUUUCCAAAAGCACUCUCUCCCUAAGCAUUACAAACUCCAUUUCUGAAGACAUCUCAGACUCUGGUCCUAUACAAGUUUCUACUCCCAAAGCCAGCAGUAAAUCAUCAAGAAAAAUCACUACACCAGCAAAGGGUGUCAGAGUUACAUAUCCUAAGGAUAUCUUAGAUGAUAGCCUGGUAAAUGAUUUCACUCCAAAAUCGAUCCGAAAAUCUUCCCGAAAAAACAUGAUAAUGAUUGGAGAUAGGGAUUCUGAAGAUGGGGAAGUCAACAGUCCUGGAAAGGUUUCUACUAAAGCAGCUGACAGCACAUCUUUGGAACAGCAUGGCUUGUAUAUGGCCGAAUUGAUAACAGUGCCCUUUGAUUCAAAAAGCCCUAUUAGGAUGAAAUUUACCAGAAUUAGUUCACCCCGAAAAUUCAAGAAAACUGAAACAGAUGAAGAUUUUACUCCCAAGAGUAGAAAGGCAAGCAACAUUUCUAAAAACAUAUCAAAAGCAAAGCAGUUGAUUGAAAAAGCCAAGGCCAUACAGCAGAGCAAGUCAAAGGUGAAUGAAGAAAGGCCGGCCCCUCUGAGGCGUUCCUCCAGACAGCAGGUUCUCAUUGAAAGGAAAAGGUUAUUGGAGAGAGAUGUCAGUGUGCUCCAGAGAUGUACUGACACAAAUGGCGUACGCUGGGAGGAGAGACCUCGUAAGGAUUCAGUUAUAAUUAUAGAUUCAAGCCCUGCUUCUUCACAGAAUGCAGAGAACAAACAGAAGGAAAUUCAGUGUUUGAAUGAUGUACUGGGGAAAAAAGUUAACAAGACUACGAAGAAUUUACCUGGAAAAAUAAAAGUGGCUCCUCUAUUCCUGGCCAAAAAACCUCAGAAAACAGCUGAACCUAUUGUGAUUUUCGAUGACAACAGUCAAGAUGCAUCUGAAAACUCCCAGGAUGAUGAGCAAUUUAAAGCGAAGCGUGAGUUUCUUAUGAGCGGCUUGCCAGAUUCAUUGAAACGCCAUAUCGCAAAGAAAGCAGCUGCCUUAGAAGCCUACUCUGCCAUAAGUUCCUGCUUCCAGACAGUUGUUCAUAUACAGCAGCGAGACAACUGGAACCGUUUGUGGAGCUUGAAACCCCCUUCAUGCCUUCUCUUAACUGAUCUCAAAGACCUGAAUACCAGUGUGACUGAUGUCACUAAACAAGUCAUUGCCCUUGGUGAAUUUUCGGCUUUGAAUUCCAGACCCAGCACCAAUAAUUCUACAGUUAGGUUAUUGGGAGCAAGAAAAGAUUUUACAGAAGAAAUAAAGAAGAUUUUGCUGGAGGAAAUUAGUAGGUCAAAUCCUCAAUUUCCUUUAAAAAGAUUUUUUACACAGUUUUUUAAAAAGCGAACUGAGCACCAGGUACUUUUUGGAUGUCAGAGUAAACAAGGACAUCCACAAAUAAAACCCAUUGACAGUCAAAGGGAAGCCAAGAGGAAAAGAGUAGAGAGUGAAAACCACAAAUCAAAAAGAAGAAAGCCAGGUGAUUGUGAUCAAGGCCUACUGAGGAAAGAUUUACCUGAGGGGCCUGCCCCCAGCAGAAGGUGGGGCACUGGCACACCCGAGGGCAAGCUGGAGUCUGGCCAAGGACAGCUUUCCAGGACCUCCAAGAAAAAGCAGGUGGCUUUGGGAAGUGUGAUGUGUAAGGAGGAAAUGGACACAGCCCAGGAUUCCGAUGUGGUGAUAAUAGAUGAAGAUAAGGAAUUUCCAUCAGAGGCAAUAUCCGACUCUGAGUCUGGAAUCGAGGACAUGCUCUGGACAGAAAAGUACCAACCUCAGGAUUCCAGUGAACUCAUAGACAAUGAAAUAGCAAUUCAGAAGUUACACAGUUGGUUGAAAGACUGGAAAAGAAGAGCUGAAUUGGAGGAAAAAGGAAAUUUGAAAGUCAGAAGUGAUGACAAAGAGCAAGAUCUCUCAUUCAGCAUGGACUUUAAGGACAUUUCUGAUGAUGAGGAAGAAAAUUCUCUUUGUAAUACUGUUCUUAUCACGGGGCCACCAGGAGUGGGGAAGACAGCUGCAGUUUAUGCUUGUGCUCAAGAGCUUGGCUUUAAGAUUUUUGAAGUUAAUGCUUCUUCCCAACGCAGUGGUAGACAAAUUCUCUCUCAACUCAAAGAAGCUACUCAGUCUCAUCAAGUCGACAAGCAGGGUGUAAAUUCACACAAGCCUUGUUUCUUUAACAGUUACAGCGUAAGCAAAUCACCAAAAAAAUUCAGCUCACCUAAGAAAGUUCUUACAUCGCCAAGGAAACCUCCACUUUCACCAAGAGUGGCAAAGCGUGGACUUCCCCCCAGAACUUUGGCAAAUUAUUUUAAGGUGUCUUCCAAACAAAGUAAUGAUGAAGGGACGAAACCCCAGAAGAGUAUUAAAGAAACGAUUUCUUCUGAAGAAAAACAAAGCGUUCACACAAAAUCAACAAACAUCUCCAGCUCAAAUGUCAAGGGAUUAGGAGUAGAAGAAUCCAACCGGAAAAAUGCAACAUCUCUUAUUCUUUUUGAGGAGGUCGAUGUGGUAUUUGAUGAAGAUGCUGGAUUUCUAAAUGCAAUCAAGACAUUCAUGGCAACAACCAAGAGGCCUGUGAUUCUUACUACAAGUGAUCCAACAUUCAGUUUAACAUUUGAUGGAUGUUUUGAGGAAAUCAACUUUAAAACUCCCUCCAUGCUUAAUGUUGCCAGCUAUCUGCAGACACUCUGUUUGGCUGAAAAUUUAAGAACUGACGUAAAAGACUUUCUCACCUUGCUGACCUUUAAUAAUUGUGAUAUCCGAAGAAGCAUUCUCUACUUACAAUUCUGGGUUAGAAGUGGAGGUGGAUUCUUAAAAGAAAAACCAUUAUCACUUCAUGGAGAGAGUAACGGGAGCACCGAGCUUUUCUGCACUCAAGAUGAUGCUCACCCUAAAAACCAUCCCCACACUCAGGAGGAUCCUGCCAACCUUCCAAAGUGCGACACUGGCUGUGCGGAGAGCCUGCUUGGCAUGAAGAACAUAGUCCUUCCAUCUGAAGAUUUGUUUUCUUUUAUAAAGCAUAAGAUCAUAACCCAGGAAGAAUGGCAUGAACUCAUUCAGCUCCUCACCGAAUUCCAAAGGCAGAAUAUCGAUUUCUUGUAUAGUAAUCUGGAAUUCAUUCUGCCAUUGCCAGUUCACAUCAUCCCAGAAUCAAAAGACCUUUGUAGUUUGCCUGUAAUUUCAUGUGCCCCCCCCAGCAAGGAAGAAUGAAAACACUGACCACCCUGAAGAAGGCAGUUCUUUGGGAAAAGCCAAGAAGUCGCGGCGUCAGAAGAAGAUGGUCAUAUUGGAUGACAGUGACUUGUUUGACAUGGGUUUGACUUAUUCUGAUGAAGAUGCCAGCUUGCUACCAGCCAUCCCACCCUUUGAGCUCAGAAGAGAGUUCCUCUGCCCCCAGCCCGAGCGCGAAAGGGAAGAAGAAACCCUUGGAAUCUAACAUAACUUUGGUUUCUCCUCCUCAAGCUCUCAAACACCAGAAAUGCCACUGUGCGUGCUUCUCACUGUUUAAAUUCACUGACUGAACUUAUGGAUAACAUGUCUUUCUAGAUUCCCUUUUGCCUAAUCUAAGGGAACAAAAAAGAAUUUGGUAAAAAUGAGACUUUAACUGGACAAACGGCAGAAUCAAAAAUGGCCUCUGUGAUGAGUUUAGUCAAGAACUCAUGACAGCUGGACUAGCCGCGGCUGGAAGAGCUGAAGGCCUUUGUGGAAGCGCUUAGUUUUACCAAGUGCUCUGCCGCUAUUUCAAAAGUUUUGGAAACCUCUUUGAACCCUUCCGAGAAGUUAGGAAAAGAUCCAACCAGGGACCUUACUUUGUACAUUUCGGAACAAAGAAAUAGUGUGUACUUCAGUCAGUCUGCCGCAGAUGUGGACAAAGCACAGAAGAGAUUGGCAGUCGUAAAAGCUGUGUUUUCUGGUAAAUCUCUUCCAAAUCUGGGGAGCAGCAGGCAGGCCAGCCUCGCCGAAUACUUACCGACCCUCCGCAGCAUCUGUAGGACAGAGAAGUUAAAGAACGAGAAAAGGAAUAAGAGAAGGUUCCUGCACUAUUUUGAAGGAAUUCAUCUUGACAUAUCCAAAGACACUGUGAAGAGUUUGGCAACUGAGUUUCCCCUAGUUUUCCAUGCUAAUGGUGCCAUGUACAGUAAAGAAACUUAUUACAUUUUGAUUUUUCAUUGAUUUUCUUGUGUCAUUAAAUUUCUUCUUGAUGUACAGUAAAAAAUAGACUUUGUAUAUUUUAUAUUUGUGUGCAAGUAUUUAAAAUAACAAAAAGCCUGGGUUACAAACUGUAUAUUUGGUUGUGCUAGCUCUUUAGGCCAAUGUUUUGUACUUUUCUCUUGUCUGAUUUACCUUUUUUUUCCCCCAAACUUUGUUUUUCUGUGGAUGAGUGAGUUGUGUCUUCUGGAGUGUAGAUUUAAUUGAAAAUGUGUCCAGAGAUUGUUUUGUGUUCCAUGUUAUUCUCAUAAAUUUUCUCCUUCACUGCCACCCUGUUCCACUGACAGGACUUUUAAUUUAAUAAUGAAUUUUAGUAGUAGGAAAAUUUCUUCCAAAAUAGAUUUUGCAAAAUCCAUCGCCAGGUUGUUUGGUUUUGUUGUCGAAAACCUAUGUUGCUAAUUUAAAACUUUUGGAACCACUUGUGAUGUACUUUGAAAAGAACUUAAUUUCAAGAGUCAAGGAAAAAUGACUUUAGUUUAAAAUGGAAGUUUUCCUAUUGCAUUGAUAUUUAGCAUAUUCUACCUGGAUUAUCUAGACAGUGGAGUUUUAUAAAUAUUUUUCUGCUAUCAUCUUAUAUGUUGCUUUAUUUUGUUAACCUACCAAUUGCUUUGUAUAUUUUUCUACCUUUUUCUACCUUUGAUGUGUUAUAUUUCAUAAAGAUUUUAACAAAAUUUCAUAUGACUGAACAUUUUGUCUUUUUCAAGAUGAACUAAAUUUGGUCGUAUUUGGAUGAAUUACUCUUGAUCAGUCUUUCUGUAUCUCGAGGUGACUGAAUUCUUAUAUUUUUCCAAAUAACUGUGAAAGUAUUUCUUUUUAAGAUUUUGCUUUCUGAUUAAAGAAGGAAAAUGUAACU